CGCUGUGCGGGCCUGCUUGGGGUCCUGGGGGAGGCCACCAGAGCACACGCCCAUGCACAGGAAGAUGCUGGCUUCGUUUCCCAGGGCAGUAUAGGACUGGAUUCCAGGUACCCAUGUGCCAAGUGCCAGGGUCAGGGGCCUGGCACAGCAGGUGCCAUUUGGCCGUCCUAGGCAUGCGCGUGGGCGUGGACCACCAACCUCGUCCUCAGCUCUGUUGGGAAUGGCCAACGCUGUGCCAACCAUGGGCUUCUGUGCCCGCUGGGGCUCUUCUGCCUCUACUGGGUGCUCCAAGAAGGAGCACAGGGGUCUCUAGGCAGCGGCAGCCUGGGCCUGGGUGGAGCCUAGGUGGACAGAGGGUCCUUGGACCCAGAGCUGCCCAGCAGAGUUCAUCUCCCCAAGCUGUAGGCAGCCAGCUCAGCCCUGGGCCUUGCCCUGACACCCCGUCCCCUCCCCACUGCAGAGGGCAGGCCCCGCAGACUCUGAGGUCCAUCCCGUUGGGGUUGGCUGCUGGAUGGCAUUGGUGUCUCUGUCUCCCCUGCCACGGCCCAGCUGCCCUCUUGUUCCCUUCCCUCCUCCAGUUCAGCCCCGUCCAUCACACGUGCCGGUUCGCAGCCCACUUUCCUUUAACAUCUGGUGACAUCGGGUGACGCCACAUAGCGGCAGCUGCUCCCUGCCUGUGGGGCUGUGGCCCGGGCUGCCUCAGAGUGGCUUUGCUGGUGCCAGAGCAGCCUCUGCCUUGAUGACAUAAUCUCUGUUUAGGCGUGCGUAGGUUUUCCUGAGGGAGGAGGCUGGGAUGCAGGGUGGGGUGGCUGCCGCCUGGAGCUGGGGAUCUUGGGGGCUGUGCCAGCUUGUGGGUGUCGGCCACAGGUCUCGUCUGUGCAGCACGGUCUGUCCUCUGCCGCCUCUCUGCCCAGUGCCCAGCUCUGAUGCCUGGCAGCCUCUUCUCUCACCCCUUGAAGCCCCACCCCCUCCGUCAACCUGGUUCUGACCCCCUGUGCCAGUCAGUGCCCCUCUAGGCACUUGCAGAGGGGAGGUGAGGAGCGCCUUUCUAAGGCGCUUAAAUCAGACCGCUCUCCCCACCUCUGCAGAGUCAAGCCCCACUGCCGUCUUGUGCAGAGGAGACCAAGGCCACAGGUCACAGCCCCUUUCUCACCCCUAGGUGCUCUGCUGACCGCCCUCCCACUUCACCCACUGACCAGCUUGUGGAUCUGUCCAUACACUGCGGUCCUUUUCCUGCCUGUGCCCAGGCUGGCCCCUCACCUGGGCACCCUCUCCCUGCCCCCCGCUGAUGCCCACUUGUCUGGAGGGCCCAGCACAGGCGUCCUCUCCCCAGGAUACGACCCUGCACUUUCAUGCCGGCCUGCCCUGUGCUCCAAGCCCUGAAGCCUCCAUGGGUCCUUGUCAUGGUGCCCGUAGCUCAGGCUGAAAGACCUCUGGGUGUGUGACUCUGUCCCCAGGGUCUGUGAGGAUGGACACUUUGUCUGCUGUGUCUGUGCUGAACCCUGGUGCUAUCCUGGAGCACCCUGGGAAGGGAGUGGGCAUUUUCCAGUUCAGAGGAAAAUGUGAAGAAACCUUUCUUCUAGAAACCGUUCUGUCUCCUCCUCCACACACCGAGUGCCUAAAGCACUUGCCCCACCAACGGCACAGGGUACCCCCAGGGAGCAGUGGAGAUGAGAUGAGACUCCAGGCCGUGCCUCCUAGGAGUGGUCAGUACCCACCCCAGUGUCUCCCUGGGUCUGCCUCUGGCCUUGGCUGUGUCUUCCCUGCCUUUAAAAUAACCAUGUUUGUGUGUUGUGGGGGUGGGUUCCAGAUGUCAAAUUCCCCACAGAAUAAGUGAACAUGAGGCUGGGGUAAAAGUGGGUAAAAAAGUGAAAUGUUGUGAACCAGUGGGUGUCCUAAACCUGGCUCCAGGACACAGGGCCUUGCAGUGAGAGCCAUGUGCAGGCCCUUCAUGGGUGCAGCACACUGGGGGUACAGACCCGGGGACACAGGCUUGGGGGUACAGAAUUGGGGACGUAGGCCUGGGGACACAGGUGGAGGCAGCUGCUGGCCUGGGAGUCAUCUGGAGGGGCUCAUCCUGGAGGCCAGUGGGUGACAUUGUGGGACCCCCCGUCUUAUGUGUAUGGAGAAUGUCCUGGGUUUGAAAGGCAAGUGGAGGCUGUCUGGAGAGCCCAUCAGAAUCCCUUUCCUUGGUGUGGAUAGAGGCUCCCUGGGCAGGGUACAUGGGCAGGUCUCAUGAGUGACAAUUGGGGGGCCGUCCUUCUCCCGGAAGGGCUUGCGGGUGUGGGAAACGGUGCCUUCUGCAGCUUUGCAUAGGCCUGCGGAAUGGCCCUCGUGCUGGGCGCACGCACUCCCAGGCCACUCAGGUCACGGUGGACACAGCUGCAGCCCUCAGCCUCCUCUCGUUCAUCUUGGGGCCGUUUGCAAACUCCCCCAGGCUUGCCCAGUGAGUGUCAGCAGGGCCGACGCCCCUGUCCUCUGGAGACGCGGAGCAGGGUGAAGGGGAACCAGGAACAGCUGCCCACGCUGAACUUUGACCACUUCCAGAUCCUUCGGGCCAUCGGGAAGGGCAGCUUUGGCAAGGUGUGCAUUGUGCAGAAGCGGGACACGGAGAAGAUGUACGCCAUGAAGUACAUGAACAAGCAGCAGUGCAUCGAGCGCGACGAGGUCCGCAACGUCUUCCGGGAGCUGGAGAUCCUGCAGGAGAUCGAGCACGUCUUUCUGGUGAACCUCUGGUACUCCUUCCAGGACGAGGAGGACAUGUUCAUGGUAGUGGACCUGCUUCUGGGUGGGGACCUGCGCUACCACCUGCAGCAGAACGUGCAGUUCUCUGAGGACACGGUGAGGCUGUACAUCUGCGAGAUGGCGCUGGCCCUUGACUACCUGUGUGGCCAGCACAUCAUCCACAGAGAUGUCAAGCCUGACAACAUUCUCCUGGAUGAGAGAGGACACGCACACCUGACCGACUUCAACAUCGCCACCAUCAUCAAGGACGGGGAGCGGGCGACGGCGUUAGCAGGCACCAAGCCGUACAUGGCUCCAGAGAUCUUCCACUCUUUUGUCAACGGCGGGACUGGCUACUCCUUCGAGGUGGACUGGUGGUCGUUGGGGGUGAUGGCCUAUGAACUGCUGCGAGGCUGGAGGCCCUACGACAUCCACUCCAGCAAUGCUGUGGAGUCCCUGGUGCAGCUGUUCAGCACCGUGAGCGUCCAGUAUGUCCCCACGUGGUCCAGGGAGAUGGUGGCCUUGCUGCGGAAGCUCCUCACUGUGAACCCCGAGCAUCGGUUCUCCAGCCUCCAGGACGUGCAGGCAGCCCCUGCGCUGGCCGGCGUGCUGUGGGGCCAUCUGAGCGAGAAGAGGGUGGAGCCGGACUUCGUGCCCAAUAAAGGCCGUCUGCACUGCGACCCCACCUUCGAGUUGGAGGAGAUGAUCCUGGAAUCCAGGCCCCUGCACAAGAAGAAGAAGCGCCUGGCCAAGAACAAGUCCCGGGACAACAGUAGGGACAGCUCCCAGUCCGAGAAUGACUAUCUUCAAGACUGCCUUGAUGCAAUCCAGCAAGACUUCGUGAUUUUUAACAGAGAAAAGUUGAAGAGGAGCCAGGACCUCCCGAGUGAGCCUCUCCCCGCCCCUGAGCCCAGGGAUGCUGCGGAGCCCGUGGAGGACGAGGAACACUCCGCCCUUCCCAUGUGUGGCCCCAUCUGCCCCUCGGCCGGGAGCGGCUAGGCCGGGAUGCCCGUGAUCCUCACCCCUUGAGCUGCUUUGGAGACUCGGCUGCCAGAGGGAGGGCCAUGGGCCGAGGCCUGGCAUUCACGUUCCCACCCAGCAGCCUGGCUGGCAGUGCCCACAGUGCCCGGACACAUUUCACACCUUGGGCUCGUGGUGGUGCAGGGGACAAGAGGCUGUGGGUGCAGCAGACGCCUGUGGAGGGCAGCACGGAGGGCAUUGCCUGCGGGCCCCCGAGACCCGCCUGGAUGGAGGAAGCGCUGCUGGGCGCGCUCUCACCACUCAUGGGGGGCCGGGGUCACGGAUGAGACAGGAGUCUUUGUCCCCACUCAGCCCGAGGCUGUGCACAGCCCCCCUCACAAGGUGAGCCCUUGCAGAGCAGGCCGCGGGUGUCCCAGGCUUGGCUCGGUUCUUGGAGGUCAGGGGCGCGGGUUGGGGUUAGUGGGUGGGGAGGUGAAUGUUUUCUAGAGAUUCACACUGCCCCAGCGAUUUCUGUACAGUUUUCACCUCUGAGAAUUACAAUGUGAGAACCGCU
Cercocebus atys (sooty mangabey) is the source of this 4258-nucleotide messenger RNA. RefSeq names its product serine/threonine kinase 32C (gene STK32C). NCBI's taxonomy places the organism in Eukaryota, Metazoa, Chordata, Mammalia, Primates, Cercopithecidae. The coding region runs from base 2326 to 3723 and encodes 465 amino acids. The transcript has 12 exons. The record is from RefSeq and is a predicted model, not a curated record. Gene Ontology annotation, biological process: regulation of signal transduction; G protein-coupled receptor signaling pathway; protein phosphorylation. Gene Ontology annotation, molecular function: G protein-coupled receptor binding; G protein-coupled receptor kinase activity; ATP binding.